This is a messenger RNA of Argentina anserina (silverweed cinquefoil), 1393 nucleotides long. Its product is annotated as peroxisomal adenine nucleotide carrier 1-like. Gene Ontology annotation, biological process: peroxisome organization; ADP transport; transmembrane transport. Gene Ontology annotation, molecular function: ADP transmembrane transporter activity; ATP transmembrane transporter activity. The coding region runs from base 145 to 1116 and encodes 323 amino acids. NCBI's taxonomy places the organism in Eukaryota, Viridiplantae, Streptophyta, Magnoliopsida, Rosales, Rosaceae. Gene Ontology annotation, cellular component: peroxisomal membrane. The transcript is spliced from 5 exons. The record is from RefSeq and is a predicted model, not a curated record.
CCCCUCCCCGUCACUUUCAUCUCCCCACUUUACAAUUACAUGCACUACCACCACCACGGAACACACCAUUCACAUGUCCUCCCCCCACUUCUUAAAACUCAAUUCUUUCCAUAUCAUUUGACAAACAAGAGGUAACAAAAGCUGAUGGGGUUUGAUCUUGAAUCAGUUGCGGAGGCAACUUCAGGGGCCAUUGGGGCUCUGGUCAGCACCACCAUCUUGUACCCGCUUGAUACUUGCAAGACCAAAUACCAAGCUGAAGUCCGAGCUCAGAAUCAGCAGAAGUACAGAAACAUUUCUGAUGUUUUCUGGGAAGCAAUUUCGACUCGUCAGGUGCUUUCAUUAUACCAGGGCCUUGGGACAAAGAACCUGCAGUCCUUUAUUUUACAAUUCAUAUAUUUCUAUGGGUACAGUUUCUUCAAGAGGUUGUACUUGAAGAAAAGUGGAAACAAAACUAUGGGAACAAAAGCAAACUUGCUAGUUGCAGCCGCUGCUGGGGCUUGUACAGUCAUAGUGACACAGCCCUUGGAUACAGCAUCAUCAAGGAUGCAAACGAGUGAAUUUGGUAAAUCCAAAGGGCUCUGGAAGACCCUUUCAGAGGGAACUUGGAUUGAGGCAUUUGAUGGUCUUGGCAUAUCACUUCUUUUGACUUCUAACCCAUCGAUCCAGUAUACGGUAUUUGACCAGCUGAAACAGAAGCUAUUGGUUGCGCGGCUGAGCAACAGAACCGGUACAGAGUCAUCUCCAGAAGCUCUUUCUGCUUUUUCUGCUUUCACAUUGGGUGCAGUCUCAAAGUGUAUCGCAUCUUGCUUGACAUACCCAGCCAUCAGGUGCAAGGUGAUGAUUCAAGCAGCAGAUGAAGAUGAAGAAAGUAACGAUGAAGUCCAUGAAAGGUCUUAUAAAACGAAAAAGACAAUUUCAGAUGCAUUUCAUGCCAUUUGGAGAAAAGAGGGGCCACUGGGUUUCUUCAAAGGUUUACAGGCUCAGAUACUAAAAACUGUUCUAAGCUCCGCACUCCUAUUGAUGAUCAAGGAGAAGAUCACAAAGACAACCUGGGUCCUAUUGAUUGCACUAAAGAAAUUUCUCUUUCUCAAGCCAAGCAGAUUAAAGAAUGCUUGAUGUAGCGAUGAAGUCCGCUUAUUAAAGAUGCUCCAUAUGAUUCGUUCAUGAUUCAAUCGAUACAUAAAAAGUGUAUUGGAGACUGAUCACAAGGAAACUAUGUAUUAGAGACGAAGUUUUUCUUCACGUGUACUUUGUAAUUGUUAGUAUCUAUCAACUUAGAUUGUCGAAAGGAAGCUGGAAAGUUAAAAAAUUUAUUCAGCUGAAGCAUAAACCUGUCUAGUCAUGUAUAUUGUUACAGCAAAGGGAACUGAUGCAAUGGAAGCCUUAAGGACUA